AUGAAGGACAUGCCCAAUCACCCCGAUGAAGAUGCAGGAUCACCACCAUCCUAUUCAACUAUUUGUAUUCUAUCAACAGCUAUUCUGCCCACCGUCGAUACCAAAUGCCCCUCCAACGCCGACUCGCUAUCGCCAAAUACCGCAAGUCCACCAACUUCAACAUCACAGACGCAAUCCACGACAUCCAAACACAAGAAGACGAGACCUCUCUACCCUCCGCUUGGCGUUUGCUCGGCUUCUGCUGCCUGGUCAUGUUCUUCUCAAUUACUCAGGAAGGAUAGCGUGCCGUUCAAGCUUCUCCAGUAUGAGUCGCUGCACUAUGUGUACAUGAGUAACUGGAGCUAGACUGCCGUUGCUAUCGUGUUGCAGAUUUUUUUGUUCUGCUAUCCUUUUCCCAUCUUUCCUAUCUCUUCCUUUGUUAACUGACUAGCGCUCUACACGUGUUUCUGUUUGUUACUGGAUUGCUGUCUGCUUCCAGCACGCUUCGAGCGUAUCUUAUAAUGAUAAGGAUAAAGAUAUAGAUCAA
Messenger RNA from Cylicocyclus nassatus, 526 nucleotides. The record is from the annotation of a GenBank genome assembly. Lineage: Eukaryota; Metazoa; Nematoda; Chromadorea; Rhabditida; Strongylidae.